CCCGCGUGUGGGCGGGGCUUGUCAACGCCUCCUGCGCGUGCGCGGAGGGGGGGGGGCGGCCCGGAAGGCGGCCACGUCUACCGGAAGGGGUCGGCGGUGCCCGGACCGCGGCCUGCUCCGCUCAUGUUCCUGAAAUUUUAAUUUUGUAGAGGUCAUUGACAGACAUCAAUCAUGUCCUGGCUGGUCGAUCUUGCUGGAAAGGCAGAGGAUCUCCUCAACAGGGUCGACCAAGGUGCUGCGUCGGCUCUGAGCAAAAAGGACACAGCAAGCAGUGCAGUUUAUGAUCACAAGAAUUUGGACUCUGCCAAUGAGUAUUCUGAACUGCGCCAGCAUACGGGAGAGCUGAAGUACCAGACGUCAUCCAAAGCAGCCUACAUUUCCUCAGCAGCUGAUAAUAUUAAACACCAAAAGGCUGCAAUCCUAGCAGGAACAGCAAAUGUGAAGCCAGCACGUAGGACAUCUUCGGAAGUUGCUUCUCCUGCAGAAAGCGUUUCCACACCCAGAGCUUCCUCACAUUUUGUGAGGAGAAAAAAGUCUGAACCUGAUGAUGAGUUGUUAUUUGAUUUUCUCAACAGUUCUGAGAAAGAGCCUAAUGGAAGGAUGGACUCUAAAAAAGAGAAGAGCAAGGCACCUGUUACUCAAAAUCACUCUCGGACUUCAAGCAUUAGUUCUGUGUCUACUAGCACGCAGAGUGGAAAAACUACUGAAGAUAAUUCCACCAGGAGCCAAGGCAAUGAAACUCCAGACAGUUCAGAUUCUGGUCUGGGAGCACAAGUGGAUGGCGUGAAGGAUUCGUCACUAAGCGCAGUAGCUAGUCCUAGCCUUACAGCUAAUGAUGAUUUCAAAUCACACGAGCUAUCCAAUCUUCGCCUGGAGAAUCAGCUGUUGCGGAAUGAAGUUCAGUCUUUAAAUCAAGAAAUGGCGUCAUUAAUUCAGAGGUCCAAAGAAACACAAGAAGAAUUGAACAAAUCCCGGGAAAGAGUAGAGAAGUGGAAUGUUGAUCAUUCGAAGAGUGACAGGAUGGUUAGAGAACUUCGAGCUCGAGUUGAUGAUCUGACAGAAGCUGUUGGUGCCAAGGAUUCCCAGCUAGCUGUGCUGAAAGUACGGUUGCAAGAAGCUGACCAGCUUUUAAGUUCUCGUACGGAAGCUUUGGAAGCACUGCAGAGUGAAAAAUCACGGAUAAUACAAGACCACAGUGAAGGGAGCAGUCUGCAAAAUCAAGCCCUUCAAACCCUUCAGGACAGGUUACGUGAUGCAGACUCUGCACUGAAGCGAGAGCAAGAAAGUUACAAGCAAAUGCAGAAUGAGUUUGCGGCGCGUUUAAGUAAAAUGGAAGCAGAACGUCAGAAAUUGGCAGAAGGGAUAACUGAAGCUGAAAGAAAGUUUUUAGAUGAAAAAAGGCGAGCUGAUGAGCUUCAGCAGCAAGUCAAAGUAACUAAAAAUCACCUAGAAUCUGCAAAACAGGAGCUGGCAGACUACAAACAAAAAGCGACUCGCAUACUCCAAUCCAAAGAAAAGUUGAUAAACAGCCUAAAAGAAGGCUCUGGUAUUGAAGGUAUGGAUAGCCAUACUGCAAGCACAGUGGAACUGGAGGAACUGAGACAUGAGCGUGACACUCAGAGAGAAGAAAUACAGAAGCUAAUGGGACAAAUACAGCAGAUGAGAACAGAGCUGCAGGAUAUGGAGACUCAGCAGGUGAGUGAAGCUGAGUCAGUGAGGGAGCAGCUUCAAGACCUACAAGAGCAAAUAGCAGCACAUAAAAUGGCCAAGCAAGAGGCAGAAGCUGAACUAGAACGGCAAAAACAGGAACUCCAUUAUACUGAGGAGGAAUUGUAUCGAACAAAAAACACUUUGCAAAGCAGAAUAAAAGACAGAGAGGAAGAAAUUCAGAAGCUCAGAAAUCAGCUCACAAACAAGGCUCUAAGUAGUAGUAGUCAGACUGAACUAGAAAAUCGACUUCAUCAGCUGACAGAAACACUUAUUCAGAAGCAGACCAUGUUAGAGAGCCUGAGCACGGAGAAAAACUCACUUGUCUAUCAACUAGAAAGGCUUGAGCAACAGCUGAAGGCUAUCCAAGGCAGUAGUUCUAAUGGACCUUCCAUUAACAUGUCAGGAAUUGAUGGUGCUGAAGGUGCUCGUAUGCGUAAUGUUCCUGUCCUUUUCAGUGACAUGGAUACUAACAUGGCAGGAAUGUAUGGGAGAGUUCGCAAAGCUGCCAGUAGUAUAGAUCAGUUUAGCAUUCGACUGGGAAUCUUUCUAAGACGCUAUCCCAUAGCAAGAGUCUUUGUAAUCAUCUAUAUGGCAUUGCUUCAUCUGUGGGUAAUGAUUGUUCUACUUACCUAUACCCCAGAAAUGCAUCACGACAGUCCCAGUGGCAGAUAGACCGAGACAGGACCAUAUGCUGUGCUAUGUAAUUUGGACUGGCAGUGUAUUUAGAAUAACCAGUCCAGAAAUACUGGCAAACUUUUUCUCAUGGUGUUUAGGAAGAAUGAAAACGAUCAUGCCUGAUUUAUCACUACUUCUUAAAUACACAUAUAAUACUAUGUAGCUUUUCCAAUUUACCUAAAAAAGCAUCACUUUCCUGAAGAAAUAAAGCUAUUAAGUUAAGCUCAGUUUAGCUUUUACAUUUUACAUAAACCUUCUCAUGGUCAGUGUAAAAGAUAAAGUUUGCACCUACAGAGAAAUGCAAGGAUUGCUGAAGUUACAGAUAAAUAAACUGUUUUAGAUAGUGCUGGUUAUGGGCUAUGGUCAGGUAAAAAACUGUACUUAGCAAUUUAAAUAAACCUUUCUUUCUGGUUUCUUUCAGUCUGCUUUUGCACUUCUGUUUUUAACUUUGUAAAUAGUAGUCUUUUCUUUAAGGAAACUGUUAAACUGAAAAAAUAACAAUGGAUUGGUGCAAUAUCUUUUUGUAAAUAAGCUGAAAAAUAAAAUAUUAUACAUUCUUCUUAGCUUUGUACUUCAGUGCAAUAGAUGUAUCUUCCCUAUCAGCUGAAUAGUGGGGUUGCCUAUUUAAAUGCUGGUACUAGAGCUUUAUUGGAGAGAGAGAAAUGGAGGUUUCAAGAAGGAAGGUUCAAAUCCUUCAGAAAUAAUGGUGUUUCCUUUUCCUCUUGAAAUUUAUGUAUUUUAACUGCAUUUUCUUAUAUACCUCUCAUUACUAUGUGUCUUAAUCAGACCUUAUAAUCACUGAAAUAUUUAUUUUCUAAAACUUUAGGUACCUAAUUAAAACUAUUUCUCUGACAGAUUUUGUAUAAUGUAAAAAUAAUUGUCUAAAUACUUACCAAAUGUACUAAUAAACACAUCUCAUCAAAUACAUCUCAUCAAAGACUUAAGUAAAACCCAUAAAAUCAAACCAAAUCUACUGUAAUAGUUCUCUUGUUAGACUGGCAUUUUUAAUUAUGAAUUCUUGAUACACUAGCACAAUAAUACAAGGUCACUUUCUUUCCUUAAGAGUUUUUUUCCUAUGUAGUACUCAAAGCUGAGUAAUGAAAAGAUGACUAAAAGCAAUUUGUCACACCUACUCUAAUGGAUAUAGUUCAGUCUUCAUGUGACUUGAACAUGCUAAGCUUUGGUCCUGUGCACGAAGUCUGUCAUACUGUCUCCUAUGGAAAUGUUACAGUGGAAAAAUGGCUAUUGCUGCUCUGAUUCAGAUCUAGUAGAGAAAACUGAAAUGUUUUGAUGAAUUAAAUAAUAAAAGAGCAUUU
This is a messenger RNA of Cygnus olor (mute swan), 3701 nucleotides long. RefSeq names its product golgin A5 (gene GOLGA5). Gene Ontology annotation, cellular component: Golgi cisterna; Golgi membrane. NCBI's taxonomy places the organism in Eukaryota, Metazoa, Chordata, Aves, Anseriformes, Anatidae. The transcript is spliced from 13 exons. Gene Ontology annotation, biological process: retrograde transport, vesicle recycling within Golgi; Golgi organization. The coding region runs from base 172 to 2382 and encodes 736 amino acids. The record is from RefSeq and is a predicted model, not a curated record.